Molecule: messenger RNA, 4249 nt
Organism: Anguilla rostrata (American eel)
Lineage: Eukaryota; Metazoa; Chordata; Actinopteri; Anguilliformes; Anguillidae
Gene: mapk4
Product: mitogen-activated protein kinase 4
Biological process (GO): protein phosphorylation; intracellular signal transduction
Cellular component (GO): nucleus; cytoplasm
Molecular function (GO): MAP kinase activity; ATP binding
Source: RefSeq, a predicted model, not a curated record
GAGAGAGAGAAAGAGAGAGAGAGAGAGAGAGAGGUGCAGUUAACAAGAGCGGAGCCUUUUACCCGUCUCCCCUGCUGGAGCCAUAGCUCGCAGCCUAACAUGGGGCAGCUUUGAGAGAGAGAGCGAUAUCACUGUGGAUAAUAAUCUCACGAAGCCAACAGAAACUGUUGCCGCAAUCUCGCGCACGGGCUCGCUCACAGUGCCUGUCCACACAAUUCGGUAACAAAAAUAAUUUUUAAAAAAAACUAUGAUGAUGCUACUUUCUGUUUCACAGUCUACUUCUGCGGUGACUGGAUCAAGCUAAUACACAAGCGGACUCGUUCCCCCCGUUCAUUGUUCGCCGCUUCCGUCUGACAGCAGCGGACGGGAAUACGGCAUAUGUUAUGGGGGGGUGUGGGGGCGGCUGAAGGCCGGGAGGAUCCAGUGCUCCGGGCGGGGGACAGCUGGCCGGGGGCCCGGCGCUGAGGCGGGGGGUGGGGAGGCUCUCAGAUUACGCGCGGAUUACAGCGGGAUUUACCGACCCGCCGCCCCGGAGAGACGGGGGAACUGGCCCCCGGACACCGGCUCCAGGACGGUACACCGGACGGGACCGGGAAUAGGACCUGCGACCGGGAUCGGCCGGGAACGCGGCUAGCUUUACCCGGAGGGCUGUUCAAAGGCUGGAGGCUGGGGGUAGUUCCUGCUACCCCCCCUCCCCCCCCCAGUGAAGCAAUGAGUUCAAGGGACUGACCGUGGCACGUUGCUAUGGGAACACUCACCCGAGACCUGGAGCUUCUGGAGUUCAUUUUUGUGCUCCUCAUCGCACAGUUGCUGACUCCCCGGGACGGGGAGUAGACCCCCUUCGCACCUUCACCCAGGGGUCAUUCCGAGCGAGCGAUUUCAUCUACAGGCCGUGUUUAAGAAUCAGAACCAUGCACCUGAGGCUAUUAAUAAAUGAACCAAGGACCAUCCUGUACUUUGUGAGCGCGUCCAAGUAAUUUAUUAGUGUUUUGGCAUUAUUUAUUUAUAUCCAGUUUUUUAAGUACGUUAAAUAUUAAUGGGGUUGUCUGAAUGAUCUGCACCACCCUGACCCCCCGCCCCAUGCAAUGCCCCCUGGAGGCCCUCUGAACCAUGGCCAAAAGAGACUCCUCCUCCCCCUUCCUGUACGGCUUCGACCUGGGCGGGCAGUUCCAGGACCCGCGCCCGCUGGGCUGCGGGGUGACGGGGCUGGUGCUGUCGGCCGUGGACCGGCGCAGCGGGCAGCGGGUGGCGCUGAAGAAGCUGGCGAUGAGCGACGCGGUGAGCGUGAAGCACGCGCUGCGCGAGUCAGAUCAGCGGCGCGCGGCACGGACGUGUGCGGUACGAGUGCUGGGCCCGCGGCGGCCGCUGCCUGACCGCCCGCCUGCCCGCCUCUACAGAGAGUGCAUGGAGACGGACCUGGCCCGGCUGCUGGACCAGGGCCCCUGCCCCCGACCGCCCCCUGCUCUCUACAUCGGCUCAUGGAGACGGCUCGCUCCAUCUCGCCAAGUGCUCCCAUGACCACGAACCGCCAACGCUGCCAUCGACCAGCUGCUGCUGAGAUCGGACUUCUCGGUGGCCCGCAUCGUCGACCCGCACUACUCCCACAAGGGGUACCUGUCGGAGGGCCUGGUGACCAAGUGGUACCGCUCGCCCCGGCUCCUGCUCUCCCCGAACAACUACACCAAGGCCAUCGACAUGUGGGCGGCCGGCUGCAUCCUGGCCGAGAUGCUGACCGGACGCAUGCUGUUCGCCGGGGCCCACGAGCUGGAGCAGAUGCAGCUGAUUUUGGACACGGUGCCCGUCCUGCGGGAGGAGGACCGGCAGGAGCUGCUGAGGGUCAUGCCGUCCUACGUCAGCCAGGGCUGGGAGGUGCGCCGGUCGCUGCGGGACCUCCUGCCGGAGGUGGACGCCGAGGCCACUGACUUCCUGGAGCAGAUCCUGACCUUUAACCCCAUGGACCGGCUGACGGCGGAGGCGGCGCUGUCCCACCGCUUCCUGCGGCAGUACGCCUGCCCCCAGGACGAGCCCGUGUGCCUGCAGCCCUUCCGCAUCGAGGACGAGCUGGACGACAGCCUGGUCACCGAGCACUGCCACAGCCCGGCCCCGCCCUGGGACAGCUACGAGAGCCACACGCCGCAGUGGGACAGGUACGACACCAGCGUGUCCUCAGACCUCUGCUGGCAGCCGCCGGGGCAGUGCAGGUGCGCCCCGGGGGUGUCGGACGGGGGCGAGGGCGAGGAGGAGGAGGAGGUGCAGCGGGACCCCCGCGCGGGCUCCGCCCCCCUGCUGGAGGAGGUGCAGGUGGACCCCCGCAAGUACUCCCACAGCAGCUCGGCCGAGCGCUUCCUGGCGCACUCGCACUGCUCGCUGGACCGCGCCGAGCUGGACUGCGGCCGCUCCUGCGACUACAAGGUGGGCUCGCCGUCCUACCUGGACAGGAUGGCGUGGCGGGAGGGCCGGCCCCAGCACUACUCCGAGCCCCAGCUCAUCCUGGACCUGUCCAGCUGGAGGCGCGAGGGCGGCGGCCUGCCCCCCCGCGCCGAGGCCCCGCCCACAGAGGCGCCCGGCGACCUCUUCCUGGAGAUAUCCCGCUGGGUGGAGAGCACGCAGUCCCGCCUCCGCUCCCCAAGCCCGCCCCCGGAGCCCCUCCCCUCCCCUCCGUCGCCCCCCCUGCCCCUCUCUCCCACCGCCUUCCCCGGGCCCCUCUGCCUCAGCCCCCCUCCCGUGCUGCUGCCCGCCCCCGAGCCCUCGGACGAAGAGAGCCGGACCAGCCCCCCUCCCUCUUCCUCUCCUCCGUCCCUGUUUCCCUCUUCCCCCUCCUCCCCUCCGCCUGCCCUCUCUCCCGCCGCCCCCCCGGCGCCCGCCUCUUCCGCGCAUGUCCGCGCUAGCCCCGCCCCUUCAGAGGCGGUCCCCCCCGCGGGGGUGGAGCCUCAGUUCGACCUGGACGUGUUCAUCUCCCGCGCGCUCAAACUGGGCGGCAGCAUGGACGGGGCCCGGCUGGCCGACCUCAACGGCAUCCCCCGAAUCCCAGACCACUGCCCGAGCCGGGGCCCUCCCAAACCGGCCCCUGAGAUGGUCAAGGCCCAGGGGGGCCACAAGGAGCACUGGUAGGGUGGGCUGGAACCCGGGGCCUUCUCCCCAGCGUGGACAGCCGUACGCAAAGCAGCGUGACCCGUUCCUUUUUACACCGCCGCGACGUUCAGGACUGACGUGGCGCUCGUUUGGGUCGGACGCCGCGCCCCUGGGUGUCAGCUGACCAGCUGAGGCAUCAGCUCGAGCACAGAGAGAGGUGUCUCUCCCUAAAACUGGCGCUGGUUAUGUGGGCGGCCUCACACAAAGAGGCAUUCGUCACUGAGGCCGCAGUCCUCGCUCGAUGGGAGGAUGUGUGUGAACGCACGGCCGUGUGCAAGGGUUGAUGGGAAGGGAAUACUCGCCUGGUGAUAGGGUGACCUUGGGAGUAUGUAUAAGAUGGAGAAAAGUAAGACCUGAAUGUAAAGACAUGUAUGAAAACCAGUUACUUUAAUAACUUGCUGAGUGUCUGGUUGAUCAGUUCUACGACUAGUGCAGAAAGGACUGUUUCCAUGGUUGGGCGAGCUUGUGUAAGGGGGUUGGCCUAAAUACAGUUUCUGUGUGACGGUCUGUUUUUUUUAAAGCAAAUCCUAUUUUCACAUUUAUAACACAACAUUAUUCUUCAGAGUCAGGUUAUUUAAUGACUGGUAGAGCAUAGGCUGUACUAGAAAAUAUAUGUUUAAGGGAUAUUCUUCAGUAAUCGGAACUUGCCUUUCACCUUGUGAAAUUCUUAAACUGCAGGUCCAAAUUUAACACGUGUAGGAUCCCAGUCCUAAUCAUAACAUUAACAAUUAUUUUUCAACAGUCUCUGUUUCGGUUUCUUUUUUGGGCACUGAAUGUAUUUACAUGUCAAACCAUAUAACUAAGGCUGGCCUAAUGGACAGAAUAACUGUCUUACAUGGACUGUGACUGUUGGAAGGGGGUCAGUUGAGUUCUUAGAAGUAAUGUCUUGACUACUUGCCUGAUUUCUAAUGCUAAUGAUGUUUUAGCAUUUCAGUUAUUGCUGAGCACAUUCACCAAGGAUACUGUAUGUAAUUUAAGACUGUAAAAUACUCUUAUGACUAUUAUUAUUCUGUCCACUCUCCCUCAGAUGCUUGUAAGUAUCUGAUGGUGAGACAUGUUUUUCUAGUUUGUUUUUGUGCGUGCUUUAUAACAAUAAUAAAGUUGACUUGAGAAAUGA